This is a messenger RNA of Rhopalosiphum padi (bird cherry-oat aphid), 741 nucleotides long. RefSeq lists its product as uncharacterized. Lineage: Eukaryota; Metazoa; Arthropoda; Insecta; Hemiptera; Aphididae. The record is from RefSeq and is a predicted model, not a curated record.
AUGGCAUUUACGUACCUUUGGUGUAUUUUUUUUUUAAAUGAUAAAUUUAAAAAUACAUAUAUUAUUUUAUGGAAGUAUUUAAUCAGUAUAUGUGAAAAACAAUCACUUAUUUUUAAAAUUAAUAUUCACAUUGAUUUUGAAAUUGGUGCUAUUGAAGCAGUAAAAAAAGUUUUUCCGGCUGUAAAAAUUAAAACAUGCCGUUUUUACUUGGGACAAGCUUGGUGGCGCAAAAUUAAUGGUGAAUCAAAAUUAAGAAUGGCAUAUAACGAUAAAAAUAACGAUUUACAAAUAUGUCUUAAAUCAUUUUACGGACUUUCUUUUAUCGCUCCAGAUGAUGUCGAGGAUGCUUUUGUCGAACUUAUAAGUGUAUGUCUAAAUAUUUCAGUUGGACGACUUUUUUCGGAUUAUGUUUUGGAAACGUAUAUUGAACCGGGUUGUUUAUUUCCACCUAUUUUAUGGGCUGAAACACCAUCAUCAAAUCCUAGGACUACAAACGGGGCUGAAAGUUUCCAUAGUACAUAUAAUGCACAGUUUAAUAGUGCUUAUCCACCAAUAUUUUUUGUUAUAACUACCCUUAUGGAAACUCAGGCAGAAACAGUUACCAAAUUAUUAACCAUUUCCAAAGGUAUAAUAAAACCAAAAUCGAAGGAAGAAUCAAAGAAAAUUGAAAAUCUGGAAAAUGAACACAAACAUUAUGUAAACAAUAAAACACCAGAAAUUUACUCAAGUAUUUGGCCAUAG